Messenger RNA from Solanum stenotomum, 639 nucleotides. RefSeq lists its product as uncharacterized. Lineage: Eukaryota; Viridiplantae; Streptophyta; Magnoliopsida; Solanales; Solanaceae. Bases 78 to 635 code for a protein of 185 amino acids. The transcript has a single exon. The record is from RefSeq and is a predicted model, not a curated record.
AACAAAAUUUCAAUUCAAAAGAAGAAAAAAAACUGCUCGUGAAUAUAUAGAGAGAGUACUUAAUUAGACAAAAAAAAAUGGAUCAAAAAUUGCCAGUUAUAGCGAAAAAGUUCUGGAAGAUAGUCCGCGUGGCUUAUUUCAUGUUGAGGAAAGGAUUAUCAUCAAAGAGGAAACUAAUGUUCGAUCUCAACUUAUUAAUGAAACGUGGUAAGAUUGCUGGCAAAGCCGCCUUCCAAAAUCUGAUGUUCCAGGGCCAUAAUAAUAAUAAUAAUAAUAUUCAUCAAUCAACUUCGAAAGAGUAUUACGAGUUCAGCUGCAGUAACAGCCCGGCUUUUCACCUCCCCUUCAACAUCAACAAGCGCAUUAGUCAGCCUGAACACGACGACGUUUCAAUGAUGAACGCUGCCGUUUUGAAGGCAUUAGAAAUGCUACAGAGCGAAACAGCAUCACCUGCUUUGCCUGGAUUCGGAAGGACUCCAACGGUGAGGCAAUUAAGGAUCACUGAUUCGCCUUUUCCUUUAAGAGAAGCUGAUGAUAAUGGUGACAUGAUUAGCUACGUUGAUGAGAAAGCUGAUGAAUUCAUUUCUCGAUUCUACAGAGAUUUGAGAAGAGAGGCUGCAUCUGGUUUUGCUUAAUGUU